Plectropomus leopardus (leopard coralgrouper) is the source of this 2848-nucleotide messenger RNA. It is a transcript of the gene recql, whose product is annotated as RecQ helicase-like. Gene Ontology annotation, cellular component: cytoplasm; chromosome. NCBI's taxonomy places the organism in Eukaryota, Metazoa, Chordata, Actinopteri, Perciformes, Serranidae. Gene Ontology annotation, biological process: DNA replication; double-strand break repair via homologous recombination. The record is from RefSeq and is a predicted model, not a curated record. Gene Ontology annotation, molecular function: four-way junction helicase activity; nucleic acid binding; 3'-5' DNA helicase activity.
UGUGUGUGUCCGCUGCUGUAGCAACCGUGAAGUGGAUUCACCAACACGAAAAGGGGCCUGGACCGAGUUUGUGAAUGGGAUCACAUUUGCGUCUCUAACAGUCUGAAAGUUGGCUCCUUGAGCAAAUCAGGCUGAGAAAUAUGGAUGGUGAUGGUGGAACUAACGAUGUGCAGGCGGAGCUGGACUCAGUGGAGGCAGAGCUGGAGUUGGUGGAGCUGCAGAUCACAGAGCUCCUGCAGAAGCAGGCCGAGCUGAACACUCGUAAAAACGUCCUGCUGCAGCGGCUGGAGGAAGCCUGUGAUGCUGCACAGCCAUCAUCCUCUUCAUCUUCAUCUUCCUCAAAGUCAUCUGGAGCUGGUUCAGUGAUGAGCAAGCAGGAGAUGCAGCAGUAUGAUGGCACAGACUUCCCUUGGUCCAAAGAAGUGGAGCGUCACCUGAAAAACUCCUUCCGUCUGUCCACCUUCAGACCUCUGCAGCUGAGGGCCAUCAACCUGACGCUGUCCGGCAAAGAUCUGUUCCUGGUGAUGCCCACAGGACGAGGAAAAAGCCUCUGCUACCAGCUGCCUGCAGUCUGCUCCAAGGGUUUUACACUGGUUGUCAGUCCCCUGGUGUCCCUGAUUGAGGACCAGGUCAUGUGCUUGACGUCCAUCAAUGUGGCAGCAGUCACGCUGAAUGCGUCCAGUAGCAAGGAGCACGCCAAGAUGGUCAUGAAUGGAAUGACAGAUCCUAAGGGCCCGUUCAAGCUGGUGUAUGUGACUCCAGAGAAGAUCGCCAAGAGCAAGCUGCUCAUGUCUCGUCUGGAGAAAGCCUACAACGCAAACCUGCUGAGUCGCAUCGCCGUGGACGAGGUGCAUUGCUGCAGCCAGUGGGGACACGACUUCAGACCAGAUUAUAAACUGCUGGGCAUCCUGAAGAGGCAGUUCCCCAAAGUCCCUCUGCUCGGCCUCACAGCCACCGCCACCAGCAGCGUCCUCAAGGACUGCGAGAAGAUCCUGUGCGUGCAGCAGCCCAUCACGCUCACUGCAUCCUUCAACCGAACCAAUCUCUACUACGAGGUUCGUGUUAAAGAUUCAAACAAUGAUGCGUCAAUAAGUGACAUCGCCUCUCUGAUCAACAAAAGAUACAAGGAUCAGUCAGGGAUCGUGUAUGUGUUCUCUCAGAAGGAUGCAGAGUCAGUGUCCUCUGAACUCCAGAAGAGAGACAUCCUCGCCUAUCCUUAUCACGCUAACAUGGACCCUGACGAUAAGUCCCGCGUCCACCGCAAAUGGACCAACAACAAAAUCCAGGUGGUGGUAGCCACAGUGGCGUUUGGCAUGGGCAUCGACAAGCCCAACGUCCGGUUUGUCAUCCACCACACCAUCAGCAAGUCCAUCGAGAACUACUACCAAGAGAGCGGACGAGCAGGUCGAGACGACCGCCAGGCCGACUGCAUCGUCUACUUUGGCUUCUCUGACAUCUUCAGGAUCAGCACCAUCGUGGUGAUGGAGAAUGUCGGUCAGCAGAAGCUGCUGCAGAUGGUUGAUUACUGCCAGAAUGUGGACAGGUGUCGGCGCUCCCUCAUGGCUGUCCACUUUGAUGAGGUGUGGGACGAUGAAGGAUGUAACCAGAUGUGUGAUACCUGCCGCCAUGCAAAAGACUACACCACCGUGGAUAUUACCCAGCAUGCUAAGCAGGUGGUGCAGAUCGUGGAGCUGGCAGGGUCGAUGGAUGAGAAGCUGACUCCUCUGAAGCUGGUGGAGACGUGGAUGGGGAAAGGCCCAGCCAAGCGCAGGAAGAUGAUCCAGACCACCACGCUGUCUCGGCUGCAGGCUGAAGCUGUGAUCGUUAAGCUGCUGCUGCAGGGAUACCUCAGGGAGGAUUUCAGCUUCACUCCUUACACCACCUACUUCUACAUGAAGCUGGGCCGCAAAGCUCCUCUGCUGAAGAACCAGACGCACACACUCAGCAUGAAGAUGAGGACAACAGGGACCGGAUCUGCUGGGGACACAUCAGCCAAUGAGGAGGAGACUGAUGUGACCUUUGAGCCCACUGUGGUAGACAACAGCUGUCCCCCACAACCCAAACAAAAACUAUUUAAAGAGCAGAGGAACCUGUCCAGGAAACAAGGCCUGAAGACAGGCAGCCAGACGGACAAACGGACAGAGCGGGCGGAAAAACACGGAGAGGAAGAGGGGGAUAAAAGGAGGUCCGUCACGCCUCAACAUGCAAUAGAGGUCGAUGUUGAGAUAAACAUUAUUGAUAACAGUCAGAAAACACCUUCGCAUCCAGGGAAGCCUUGCUCCAAACCUAAAUCCACCACCCCUCAGAGAGCCAGGAGGAAACCCCGCGCUGACUCAGCUGUUUCCUCUCCAUCCCCGGAUGGUGACACCGCCGCCAGCACCGUGCCCGGUUCUCCGUCACACUCCUCCAUCAUCUCUGACAGUGCAGCUGAAGAGCUCUGUGACCUCAGGAACUACUACAGCAAACAGCUGAGGAGGAUCAACUACAUUUCCCAUGAGUACCUGGGGCAACCCUCAGAGCCAGGAGUGCUGGCUUGCAUCAGGGAGCCCCUGAGGAGCCUGCGUCUGCCGCGCAGGGUGACCAUUGCCCAGACGGCCCGCAGCCUGUGGACACGAGUCAGCAGCCGCAGGAAGCUGCUUCACCGCUGACUUUACAGCUGGGACUGCGGUCAGAUUUAAUGACCGUUAUCAAGAAAUGCUUACGGUUACUGUUCUACUGUAAAUACAAAGGGUUAAUCUGCUGUCACAGUUCACCCUUGAAAACCUGAGCACCUGCUUGAUUUCUUUCAAAAACAUGGAAAUAAGGCUUCACAGGAAAUUACCUAAAAAUGAGUGAAAACUUUAAUAAA